UCACGUGACCCACAGUCAUGUCCGAAGUUCAUCACAUCGAGGAGUUGAUCAGGCUCGAAUUCGAAGUGAGAGGAAUUAUCGAAGACCUCAAAGUGUGCCGAGGCCCGCGAGAGCGGCUGACGCGACUGAACGCGGCGGCGAGAGAGAAAAUGAAGAAAGUGAACGGCAAGUGUAAGCUGUUGGAACGAAUUGCUAUAGAACAAGAUGGUGUCGAAGAUCAGAAAAGAAUAGAAGCGACGCUGCUCACACACAAGGAAGAAGCUAGCAAGUUGCAGAUUCAGCUUCGUAAGGCAACUCUGAUAUGUGAGGAAGCUGUUCAGAAAGCAGAACGAGACAUUUUGUUGGAUGCUGGAAGCAAGGAAGAGAGGGAAUCAGAGUUGCGGCAUCGAAGUCGAGACAGUCUUGUUCACUCGGCCAAUAAUGUCACAGAAAACCUUGUGCACAUACGGGAAAUGAUGGCAACAAGUCUUGAUCAGUCAGAAACAACGACAGAAGUCUUAGCCGGAUCUUCUAAGACCGUGUCACAUGCUCACGAGGAGUUGAAGACAUUCAGCAGCACGGUCGGUACGAGUCGCAUUCUCGUCAACAAAUACAAUCGCCGCGAAUUCACUGACCGCCUCCUCAUCUUUGUUGGUUUAUUACUCUUCUCUUCUACUGUCAUAUUCGUCGUUACGAGACGUUUAUUCCCGUCCAUGUUUCAAUAGCUUUAUAAGAAAGAGAUAGCACAGGAUACAGCUGUCUGUAUCCGCUCAACACAAACUAUGCGAAAUGUACAAAAAUAGAUUCGGGCGCUCUACACUCGAUGAGCGCCACACAAUGCUACUUCGUGUCAAUCGCUUUUCUAGA
This is a messenger RNA of Corticium candelabrum, 846 nucleotides long. RefSeq names its product vesicle transport protein SEC20-like. Gene Ontology annotation, biological process: retrograde vesicle-mediated transport, Golgi to endoplasmic reticulum. Gene Ontology annotation, cellular component: SNARE complex; endoplasmic reticulum. Gene Ontology annotation, molecular function: SNAP receptor activity. Bases 18 to 704 code for a protein of 228 amino acids. Lineage: Eukaryota; Metazoa; Porifera; Homoscleromorpha; Homosclerophorida; Plakinidae. The record is from RefSeq and is a predicted model, not a curated record. The transcript has 4 exons.